This is a messenger RNA of Erinaceus europaeus (western European hedgehog), 1594 nucleotides long. Its product is annotated as leukocyte immunoglobulin-like receptor subfamily B member 2. Gene Ontology annotation, molecular function: inhibitory MHC class I receptor activity. The record is from RefSeq and is a predicted model, not a curated record. The transcript has 10 exons. NCBI's taxonomy places the organism in Eukaryota, Metazoa, Chordata, Mammalia, Eulipotyphla, Erinaceidae. Gene Ontology annotation, biological process: cytokine-mediated signaling pathway. Bases 105 to 1217 code for a protein of 370 amino acids.
GUUGGUCACAGGGCAUGAGGCCUUCAGUCCAGUGAGAGACCAGCUCCCCCUUCCUGGGGAGUUAGCUGCACACUGCUGGGGCCCGAGGACUCGGGACAGGCACCAUGGCCGGGGUGCUGCCCACCCUGCUCUGUCUGGGGUGGUGUCUCGGCUGGAGUGUGUGGGCACAGAUGGGAAAUCUCCCCCAGCCUACUCUCAUGGCUUUGCCAGGACGCUUUGUUUUGAAUAUGACUCCGGUGACCAUCCAGUGCCGAGCCCCCCUGGGAGCUGAGGCAACAGCUUUCAGAAUAUACAGAGAUGGAAGCUCUGAGCCCCGGGACACUGAGCAAGGGCCACAGCCUGAGGACACGGGCUCUUUGCAGAUCACAGUGAUGACCGCAGACAGGGCAGGGCAGUACCACUGCCAGUAUGGACAGCAUGGCCACUGGUCCCUGCCCAGUGUGCCCCUGAACCUGGUGAUGACCGGAGCCUAUGGCCAGCCGACACUCUCUCGCACCGCUGGCUCUGAGGAGGCUGCAGUGACUGCAGGGGCAGCUGUGAGGCUGCAGUGUGUCUCCACCAUCAGGUUUGACGUGUUGGUUCUCAGUAAAGAAGAAGAUUCCACCAUCACGUUCCAGAAUGCUGGCCCCCAGGGCAAAGUUUGCCAGUCCGUCUUCUCCCUGGACAACAUCACCUCCACCCAGGCUGGAACCUACAGGUGCUAUGGUCACUUCCACACUGAUCCCCUCUUGUGGUCUUCGCCCAGUGACCCCCUGCAGCUGGAGGUCAGAGCCCUGGCCACAGAUGGUCCUGAGCAUUCUGAGUCUAGACCCCCAACUGAAGCUCCUGGUAAAGCUGUGCCCAGAGAUCCCAGACCUCCCCUAGAAACUCCCAAGGGACCCAAGCCUACAACCCCCGAACUUACAAGUGCUGUGCCAGAAGGCUCAGGCUUCCUGAAGAAAUACCGGGAGGUGCUAAUCGGGGUCCCUGUGGCCACUGUCGUCCUCCUGCUGCUCCUCUUCCUCCUCCUCUACUGCUGCAAAGCCAGGAGCAAAGCUUCCCCAGAAGGGAGACAGCCAGCUGGGGCCAGAGCAACAGGCGGACAGGUCUCUCAGGCUAAGGACCCAGAGGAGGUGACCUACUCCCAGGUGACCUGCAGAGCCCCCGCUCAGGGCACAGGGGCGUCACGCCCCACACCCACUCAGACCAGCGAGUACGUGACUCUGGCCCUGAAGUGAGCCAGCGGCCGGCCGGCAUCUGCGAACAACACAGUGGACCCUGGGAAGGAGCCCCCUGGGACUGCAGCCUCUCCCCCUAUGGGCUGGCGGGGAGAACUGAAACUGGGAAAGUCAAGCUUGGCCACAGCCAGCACUGGCAGGAGGGGAAUCUGGCUGAACAUUCGGAAGUGCAAGGAGAGAGAAUGGCUGUUCGCAUCAACCCCUGGCCCACCCAGGAGCCUCCCUUACACAGGUGGUAGUGACAUUGCUCUGUGUGUGUGUGUCCAUCUGCUGAAGCCACAGGGAAACAGCAGAAGCCUGCAUGUCUGUCCUGCGUGUGAAGGGAAAGACUUCAUUUUGUGUAAUACAGAGGCAGGGAGCCUUCCCACAAAACCUUC